CUGGGCACGGGGCUGAGUGAGGGCGCUGACCUCGGCCCGGGAGUCUUCGGAGCCCGGGGACCUCCGUGCCCACUUGGGGCCUGCGGGGCGCACGCUGCGCCGGAGCUUCCGCGGCUUGGACUCCUCGGCGGGGCGAGGUCAGGUGCCCCCGCUUCGCACCUCCUCUCCCUCGCGGUCCCUCCCCCACCCCGGCGGCGGCGGGGGAGCCCGUCCGCCCCUUCCCGCGGCGGCGGGGGUGUAAGCCGGCUGCGGAGCUGACUGCGGCCCCGCAGCCACCCGGCCCCAACUCUCCGGAAGCAGCCGGAGCUCAGGCCGCCGCCGAAGCCCGGCCCGACCCGACCCACGGUGGGACCCGAGGCGCCGGCCCCUCUGCGCCCAAACUUGGGAGUACUUGACCUUUGGCUGUCAGAGGAGGCAGGCCCGCAGGUGGCUGGACAGCUGCGGCGCUGCGAGGGCAUCUUGCCUGGGAACUGUCGGCUUGCACUCCCGGGGCUCCUGGCUUUGCCUCUGGGAUCCCAAGGUGUCCACACCAGGCGCAUGGUGACUGAGACCUACAGUCAUGGAUGUGUGCGCCCGUCUUGCCCUGUGGCUUCUCUGGGGGCUCCUCCUGCAUCAGGGCCAGAGCCUCAGCCACGGCCACAGCGAGAAGACGGCCGGAGCCGGUUCCGGGGCGACUAACGAAGAGUCCACGGCAGCAGAAUUUUGCCGGAUUGACAAGCCCCUUUGUGACAGUGAGGAUGAGAAGCUCAGCUUUGAAGCAGUUCGCAACAUCCACAAGCUGAUGGAUGAUGAUGCCAAUGGUGAUGUAGAUGUGGAAGAAAGUGAUGAGUUCCUGAGGGAAGACCUCAAUUACCAUGACCCAACAGUGAAACACAACACCUUCCAUGGUGAGGAUAAGCUCAUCAGUGUGGAGGACCUGUGGAAGGCUUGGAAGUCCUCAGAAGUGUACAAUUGGACCGUGGAUGAGGUGGUGCAAUGGCUGAUCACAUACGUGGAGCUGCCUCAGUAUGAGGAGACCUUCCGGAAGCUGCAGCUCAGUGGUCAUGCCAUGCCAAGGCUAGCUGUAACCAACACCACCAUGACAGGGACUGUGCUGAAGAUGACAGAUAGGAGCCAUCGGCAGAAGCUGCAGUUGAAGGCCCUGGACACAGUGCUGUUUGGACCUCCUCUUCUGACUCGCCAUAGUCACCUCAAGGACUUCAUGCUGGUAGUGUCUAUUGUUAUUGGUGUGGGCGGCUGCUGGUUUGCCUAUAUCCAGAACCGUUACUCCAAGGAGCACAUGAAGAAGAUGAUGAAGGAUUUGGAAGGAUUACACCGAGCUGAGCAGAGUCUACAUGACCUUCAGGAAAGGCUGCACAAGGCCCAGGAAGAGCACCGCACAGUGGAGGUGGAAAAGGUCCAUCUGGAAAAGAAGCUGCGCGAUGAGAUCAACCUUGCCAAGCAGGAAGCCCAGCGGCUGAAGGAGCUGCGGGAAGGUACAGAGAAUGAGCGGAGCCGCCAAAAAUAUGCUGAGGAAGAGUUGGAGCAGGUUCGGGAGGCCUUGAGGAAAGCAGAGAAGGAGCUGGAAUCACACAGCUCAUGGUAUGCUCCAGAGGCCCUUCAGAAAUGGCUGCAGCUGACACAUGAGGUGGAGGUUCAGUACUACAAUAUCAAGAAGCAAAAUGCUGAGAAGCAGCUGCUUGUGGCCAAAGAGGGGGCCGAGAAGAUAAAAAAGAAGAGAAACACACUCUUUGGCACCUUCCAUGUGGCCCACAGCUCUUCCUUGGAUGAUGUGGAUCAUAAAAUCCUUACAGCUAAGCAGGCACUGAGCGAGGUGACAGCAGCACUGAGGGAGCGCCUGCACCGCUGGCAGCAGAUUGAGAUCCUCUGCGGCUUCCAGAUUGUCAACAACCCUGGCAUCCACUCCCUGGUAGCUGCCCUCAACAUAGACCCCAGCUGGAUGGGCAGUACACGCCCCAACCCCGCCCACUUCAUCAUGACUGACGACGUGGAUGACAUGGAUGAAGAGAUUGUGUCACCUUUGUCCAUGCAGUAUGCUGCCUGGCUGAUGGGGCGUAGGUCCAGUGACCGUUCUCUCUGCUCUACAUCCGCCGGCUCGGAUGAUCAGUCCCUCUGGAAAUACCCGGCUCCCAGCCUGCAGAGCAGUGUCCGGCAGCGCCUGACAGAGACACAGCACGGCCUGGGAUCUCAGAGGGAUUUGACCCAUUCCGAUUCGGAGUCCUCCCUCCACAUGAGUGACCGCCAGCGUGUGGCCCCCAAGCCUCCUCAGAUGGGCCGUGCUGUGGAUGAGGCUCUCAAUGCCAUGACUUCCAAUGGCAGCCAGCGGCUGACUGAGGGGGUCCAUCCAGGAUCUCUGGUAGAGAAAGUGCCUGACAGCCCCGCUGUGGCCAAGAAAGCAUUACUGGCACUGAACCAUGGGCUGGACAAGGCCCACAGCCUGAUGGAGCUGAGCCCCUCAGCUCCACCUGGUGGUUCCCCACCUUUGGAUUCUUCCCGUUCUCAUAGCCCCAGCUCCCCAGACCCAGACACACCAUCUCCAGUUGGGGACAGCCGAGCCCUGCAGGCCAACCGAAACACACGCAUUCCUCACUUGGCUGGCAAGAAGGCCAUGGCUGAGGAGGAUAAUGGUUCUAUUGGAGAGGAGACAGACUCCAGCCCAGGCAGGAAGAAGUUGACCCUCAAAAUCUUUAAGAAGCCUCUUAAGAAGUAGACAAGAUAGGGGUGACAGUGGUGAGACAGCUUGUCCUUCCCUGGGUCUUCUGCCUCCCUGUCCUUCCCUUUCUUUAAGAUAUCUGGCCCUUUGCCUGGGGAACAGAGGGGCUGGCCCAGCGGCCUGGGCACUGUACAUACCCACUUCCCUCAUCCUUGGGUCCUUCAUCAUUAUUUAUUAACUGACCACCAUGGCCUGCCUGCCCUGCUUCUCUCCCAACCACGGGCUGCUGCUGCCACCCCCUCUCCACUUCAGUGCAUGUCUUAGUUGCUGUUCCCUCAGCUCCCAACUCCACCUCUGGGUGCAGCUUCUGUCUCUGCUAUCCCAGUUUGAGGUUUGGUUUUUUUGUUUUUUGUUUAUUUUUGUUUCUGUCUCCUGAUUUUAGACUCCUCCCUCCCACCACUCUCCAACUUCCUGUAGCAAUUGUGGGGAAAUAGGAGGAGUAACUUCUGACACCUGCUUGUACCUCAGAUAUGUUCAUCCCACCUGCAAUCAUUCUGUUUGCCAUAGACUUGGGCCAAGGGUUUACUCUUUGGAGUUUGUUCGGGAAGGUGGGCAGGGGGGGAGUGAAACCAAUUUCCAGAGAACAAUCCACCAGAUCUUAAAGUGAGGCUAGGUUUGGGAUGGGUUGGAAGAGACCUCUUCUAGAGGAUAAAUGGAUGCCAAAGCUGCGGCCUAUAAGGCCUUCACCUUUCCUCUCUUAUCCUGCCCACACCUGCCUUCUUCUUACCCCUUUUCCUCCAUACUGCAGGAGCGUUAGUCUCUAUGAGGUGCUGCCCCAAAGCAACCCAAAGCAUCAAUACUCCUGGAGCUCAGGAUAAUUGGCUCCUCUGGCUGUGUGAGCCACCAGUCAUGACUCAGGACUCUUGUGAAACCCUGGAGUUGUUGGGCAAGAAUGUUGUAUUUGAACCAAAAGACAAAAGUUUAAACAUGAACAAAAGGAAAUCUCCUGAAUUUCCCAAGUGCCUGCACAGUGUACUUCCCUGUCAGAUUCCCCUGAUUUUCAUGUACUGCAUAAUCUGGGCCAGAGGCUCCAAAAGAACACAACUGGUUUGGAAAAGAGAUGGUGAGGAAGAUGGUAUAUGUGAAAGCUGCUGUGUGACCACUUCCCUCUACCCUUCUCAUCUUCUAGACAACUCUCUCCUUUACCUGUUUUUGCUAUGGCUGUAAAGGUAUUUUUCCUCUGCCCCAUUCUGCCAUGUCAAACCCUAUUGUGGGUACAACUGGGACUGGUCUUAGGAGGGUGCUAGGCAGCAGACUGCCUUGUGCCCACUGGACACCGUCACUUGGGUUUUUCCCGUGUUAUUUCAUAAGGCUCUUUGAAGUCCAAUAAAGCAUGUAGGAGAUUUUA
Molecule: messenger RNA, 4061 nt
Organism: Perognathus longimembris pacificus (Pacific pocket mouse)
Lineage: Eukaryota; Metazoa; Chordata; Mammalia; Rodentia; Heteromyidae
Gene: Stim1
Product: stromal interaction molecule 1
Exons: 13
Coding region: 560-2710 (716 amino acids)
Biological process (GO): intracellular calcium ion homeostasis; activation of store-operated calcium channel activity; store-operated calcium entry
Cellular component (GO): plasma membrane; endoplasmic reticulum
Molecular function (GO): calcium ion binding; protein binding; calcium channel regulator activity
Source: RefSeq, a predicted model, not a curated record